This is a messenger RNA of Anneissia japonica, 1401 nucleotides long. RefSeq names its product protein krueppel-like. The record is from RefSeq and is a predicted model, not a curated record. The transcript has a single exon. Lineage: Eukaryota; Metazoa; Echinodermata; Crinoidea; Comatulida; Comatulidae. The coding region runs from base 6 to 437 and encodes 143 amino acids.
GAGAAAUGCCAUACAAAUGUGAUUAUUGCAAAAGAAAAUUUAGACACUUGAGCCGUUUGACAACACAUUUAAGGGUACAUACAGGAGAAAAACCAUAUAAAUGUGAUCAAUGUGAAAAGAAAUUCAAAGACAGUACCACUUUGAAAUCACAUGUAAGGACACAUACAGGGGAAAGACCUUAUGAAUGUGAACAUUGUGGAAAGAAGUUUAGUAGAAGUGACACUUUGAAAACACAUUUAAGGAUACAUACAGAAGAAAGACCAUAUGAAUGUGAAUAUUGUGGAAAGAAAUUUUAUCAAAAUAGCAAUUUGAAAACUCAUUUAAGGAUACAUACAGGAGAAAAACCUUUUGAAUGUGAUUAUUGUGGAAAGAAAUUUUAUCAAAGUAGCAAUUUGAAUACUCACUUGAAGAUACACAAACGAAAACAAUCUUUAUGAGUGUGAAAAGAAACUAAACACAACAUCAAUUUGAAAACUCAUUUGAGGAUUCAGAAGAGAAAUCACUUGAAUGAGAACAUUUUGAAACAUUAGUGAUUUGAGGCUACAAAUAGGAAAAAUGUGAUCAUUGUGAAAGGAGAUUCCAUGCAAGUGUGGUAAUUGUGAAACAAAGUUUUAAUCAAAUUUGAACUUUGAAAAACAUGUGUAUGUUAAUAACAUACAGCACAGACACCGUGUGUAAGUGAACAUUGUGGAAAGAAGUUCAAUCUGUAUAACACUUUAAAAAACAUUUAAGGAUACAUAUCAGAAGAAAGACAAUUAUAAAUUCGACAUUUUUGGAAAAAAUUUUAGAAACAGUUUAGCACUUUUCUGUACAUUUGAGAGUGUGCACACAGGAGGGAAGCCAUACAGAAUGUUAAGAAUUGUGUAGGUAAAAUGAUCAUCUGAAAAGAUAUUUAAUGAUACCGUAUUUUUAACAAUGUGGAAGAAUUUGAAAAGAAUUUAUGUAAUUGAAAGCACACUUGUUUAAUACAUUAUACAGUAUAACUUACAUAAAUUGGGAAAAAAAAUGAAUCUAAUUAAUUUUAGUGCAGUAGUACUGUACCUAGCAAUUUUAAAUGACAGCUAAGAAAAUAUAAGGGAUGAUUUUGCAUUGGUAAGAAGAAUUUAAAGACGUAUAAUUUGAUGUUUUCCUAUCCUUGAUAAAAUAUUUUGAGAAUUUUAUUAAAUUCAUCAUAGUAUUGUGGUGUACUUAAGUGCAAAGUAAACUUGGUUUCCAUUCCAAACUGGGUAGUUAAAACAGGUAUCAGGUACAGUACUUGUUUUAGUAAAGUUUAGUGUAAUUGUAUCCACAACUGAAGAAGAAAAAAAUAACUGAUAGUAGUUGUUUUGGUGCUUGAUGUUGGUCAUUUACAGUACAGUAUUUAUUUAUUUAAUUCACUCAAUAAAACUGAGUUAUCAUCAA